AUGUUGGAAUCAAAGGACGCCGUCCUCGUGGCUACAAGCCUUGUGCUUGCCGUUUCGACAAUCGUCUCAGUAUCGUUUGAGUUGGAAAGGCAAUUGGCGACCGUUGGGCGAUUGACCGCUAGCAAAUGGUUCUUGGUAUUGAGCGCGUUCUUUGCUCUCGUCAUGACAUCCAUUGUUUGUGCAGCCGCGGCCAAAGGGCUUGGAGCUUCCAUUACCCCUAUCGAGUUCCUCCAGAGGGAGAGUCUGCAGAAGGCGAGUCCUCCUUUUCCCAUCGGUGUCCUUCCUCUCAUCGUUGCGGCCCUCCCUCCUUACUUCUUGUGCAACAUGUUCGUCAAGCAUGCAUGGUUGACGUUCUAUUACGGCCUGGCACAAAGCCGUGCUCAGAGAUACUUCAUCCACUUCAUGCAGUUGUCUGCAGUCACUUUUGGCCUCAGCUCUGUCUUGGUCAUCUUGCUGCAAUGCGUGCCCUUGAAUUAUGCGUGGCGCCAAUACCACGAACCGGCCAACGGACCUGAGAAGGGGAAGUGCAUCAACUUGUUGGCUUACUUCUACUUCAAUGCGAGCUUCAUGAUUGCCAACGACGUGGUCAUGUACUUGAUACCAAUGGUAUUGCUGUGGAAGGUUGAAACACUUCGUGAACACCGAUGGAGCCUAUAUGCGUUGUUUGCAAUCUGCUUCGUCGUCAUCUUGGCCAGCAUCUUUCGACUCGUCGCCGUCCAUGAUAUUGCCACUUCUCCUAAUCUCUCAGAAAAUUAUGCAUUGGUCUUCAUCUGGGCAUGCGUGGAGAACCACAUCGGGAUUUGCGCCGCUUGUGCUGGUGCACUCAAGGCGAGACUAUGCAUGGGCUACCGGAGGGUCAGGAUGCUCUCUGUUGACUUGCGCAGCAAGUCCUGGCGUGCGUCGACGGCGGGACCUAGGCCUAGGUCGACAUCGGUGGGGACAACCACGGAGGCUCUUACCCGAAGUCAGAUUACCGAGGAACGAACACUCUACGAGCGAACGGCCAGUCUACCAUCGUUGCAUGUAGACUUGCCACUGUCGUUCGAGAAAGAGCCCACCGGCACAAUUACGGAACUGCUCGAGUUCCAACGGCCCAGGUCAAUCCACAUCCUGGCCACACAUUCACGAGCGACGUCGGAAGACAGUCAGACCUCUACACUCCAGCACUAA
Fonsecaea erecta is the source of this 1170-nucleotide messenger RNA. RefSeq lists its product as hypothetical. The coding region runs from base 1 to 1170 and encodes 389 amino acids. Lineage: Eukaryota; Fungi; Ascomycota; Eurotiomycetes; Chaetothyriales; Herpotrichiellaceae. The record is from RefSeq and is a predicted model, not a curated record. The transcript has 7 exons.